ACAUCAUCACUAACGUUACAGAAGUCACGAGAACGAUGAAAGAAACCACCUGUCAACUGGUCUUUAACUGAGAAGAUUCCUGACCUGUGGAGUGGGCCCACGUGUAAACUGAUAGUUUGUCAAGAAAACACAGUAACCUCGACAGACAAAAUUUUGCAGGUUCCUCAGCUGGUGAAGGUAAAGCUGAGCGAGUGAAGCUGCAGCACUGUGUAACAGCAACAAUACUGGAAGAAAUAGGCUGCUGGUUGGGGGCAUUUGCACACGGCUGUGAAUGGUAGUGUCUAGAAAGGGUAUGUCCCUUCAGGAGAGAGGUGCCAAUGUCCAACCGGCCUAAUUCCAAUCCAGGGGGGUCACUGCGACGUUCUCAAAGGAACACUGCUGCGGCCCAGCCACAAGACCACACUGCCACAGGAAGGCUGCAGGCAGGGCAGGUAAAACAUAACGCACAUUCCCCUCCUGAAAGUAGAAGACCUAACCUCUCUAAGGCUCCAAAAGCCCCACCCAGCUCAGCUUCUGGCUCCUCCAGAGGCCACAGCUCCAGAAGAAACCCUCUGUCGGUGAGUUCAUUGUUAGUAGAGCCGGACCCAGAGGCGGCAGGCCCCUCGGAGCCGCCCAAACGUGAGGACAGCCGGGGCCAGAAGCGCAGCUCCGCUCCCGAGCCCAGCACCUUCGGCGCCUCCUCCUCCUCCGCCUCCUCUUCCUCCUCUUCAGCCGCCAAGAAGCCCAAAGUCCAGCCCCCGGCCCCCGAGGGCACCUUCUUGUCCUCCGCCUCCUCAUCCUCCUUGGCCGCCGGCACAGCGGCCUCUUCCUCCUCCUCACUGACCCGGAAGCCUCCGCUCUACGCCGGAGGCAAGUCCAAAAAGCGCCGGGCACCGGCCGAUAGCCAGCUGCUGACGAACGCUAAAGCUAGCGCCAGCGCUAACCAGCGCGCUCACGGAAGCGGCAGCGGCAGCACUAGCGCCGUCUCCGCCGCCAGAAAGAGCGGCGUCUCCUCCUCCUCUUCCUCCUCCUCCUUCGGGGCCUUGCCGUCCACGUCGGCCGCCCCGCCUAGCCACAAGCGCAAGAAGGCAGACUCUGUCCCCGCAGCCAGCCUGAGCGCCUCCUGCUCAUCCUCCUCGUCCUCUUCUUCCUCCUCCACCACCUCCUCGUCCUCCUCCUCUUCCUCGUCCGGCACCGGCCCGACUCCCAGCCGCGCCUCCACUGCCCCCGCAGCGCUCUCCGCCGCCGCCGUCAAAGCAAACAAGCUGGCGUCCAAGUCGGCCGCCUCGGCCAGAGCUGGGUGUAGCGCCGCCACCAACACCGCCAUCGCCACCACCACCACCACCAACAACUCCGCCACCGCCAACAACACAGACUCCUCCCUGUCCUCCGCCUCCUCCUCCUCUUCCUCUUCCUCGUCCUCCUCCUCGUCCUCCGUGCCCACGGCGGCAGCGGGUGCGGGCAGCUGUGCUCCACCGCAGCCGGGCGCCCGGCACAAGCAGGGCAGAGAGCCCGCGGCGGGCAGCGGUAAGGCGCGGCGUUCCCGCUCAGCGUCCAGUCCCUCUCCGCGUCGUAGCGGCCGAGGAAAAGAGCAGGCGAAAGCGGCAGCCGCGGCGGCAGCAGCAGCAGCAGCAGCAGCAGCGGCGGGCAGCUCCAAGUUUGAGUGGGCCUCUCGUUUCAGUCCCAAAGUCAACCUGCCAAAGCCCAAGCUGUCCCUGCCAGGAUCCUCCUCCAAGGCUGAGACCACCUCCAAACCUGGGCCCUCGGGACUACAGGCCAAACUAGCAAGUUUGAGGAAGUCCAAUAAGAAACGCAGCGAGUCUCCCCCAGCAGAGCUCCCCAGCUAUCGGCGGAGCACACGUCAGAAGACCACGGGCUCCUGCGCCAGCACCAGUCGGCGGGGCUCAGGCCUGGGCAAGCGCGGGGCAGCUGAAGCUCGUCGACAGGAGAAAAUGGCCGACUCCGACAACAACCAGGAUGGAGCCAACUCCUCCACCGCGCGCACCGAUGAGGCACCACAGGGGGCUUCAGCCUCGAGCUCCGUAGCUGGAGCUGUAGGCAUGACCACAUCCGGCGAGAGUGAGUCGGAUGACUCUGAAAUGGGCCGGCUGCAAGCCCUGCUGGAGGCUAGAGGUCUCCCCCCGCACCUGUUUGGACCACUGGGGCCGCGCAUGUCUCAGCUCUUCCACAGGACCAUAGGCAGCGGGGCCAGCUCUAAAGCCCAACAGCUGUUGCAGGGGCUGCAGGCCACAGGUGACGAGUCCCAGCAGCUCCAGGCUGCCAUCGAGAUGUGUCAGCUCCUGGUCAUGGGUAACGAGGAGACGCUGGGAGGCUUCCCCGUCAAGACCGUCGUGCCCGCCCUGAUCCAGCUGUUACAGAUGGAGCACAACUUCGAUAUUAUGAAUCACGCGUCCCGUGCCCUCACCUACAUGAUGGAGGCUCUGCCACGCUCCUCAGCUGUGGUGGUGGACGCCAUCCCCGUGUUCCUGGAGAAACUUCAGGUGAUCCAGUUCAUUGAUGUGGCUGAGCAGGCUCUGACUGCACUGGAGAUGUUGUCAAGGCGACACAGCAAAGCAAUCCUCCAGGCUGGUGGUUUGGCAGACUGUCUGCUGUAUCUGGAGUUCUUCAGUAUAAAUGCCCAGCGGAAUGCUCUGGCCAUAGCGGCUAACUGCUGCCAGAGCAUCACACCGGACGAGUUCCACUUCGUGGCCGACUCGCUGCCCCUGCUCACGCAGAGACUCACACACCAGGAUAAGAAAUCCGUAGAAAGCACUUGUCUUUGUUUUGCCCGGCUCGUGGACAACUUUCAGCAUGAGGAGAACCUGCUGCAGCAGGUAGCGUCCCGUGACCUGCUGACCAACGUGCAGCAGCUGCUGGUGCUGACGCCGCCGGUGCUGAGCUCGGGCAUGUUCAUCAUGGUGGUGCGCAUGUUCUCCCUCAUGUGCUCCAACUGCCCCAGCCUCGCCGUGCAGCUCAUGAAGCAGAAUAUCGCGGAGACCCUACGCUUCCUGCUUUGCGGAGCAUCCAACGGGACGUGUCUGGAGCAGCAGAUCGACCUGGUGCCCAGGAGCCCUCAGGAGCUCUACGAGCUCACCUCACUCAUAUGUGAGCUGAUGCCAUGCCUGCCCAGAGAGGGCAUCUUUGCCGUGGACGCCAUGCUGAAGAAGGGCAGCGCCCAGACCACAGAGGGGGCCAUCUGGCAGUGGAGGGACGACCGGGGCCUCUGGCACCCCUACAACCGCAUCGACAGCCGCAUCAUAGAGACGGCUCAUCAGAAUGGUGAGGAUGAGAUCAGCCUGACCACGCUGGGUCGUGUUUACACCAUCGACUUCAACUCUAUGCAGCAGAUCAACGAGGACACAGGCACUGCCCGGGGCAUCCAGAGGAAGCCUAACCCGCUGGCCAACCCCAACUCUGGCAGUCACCAGGAGGUGCGCCGUGAGGACGCGCGCGCCCAGCUGAUGAAGGAGGACCCCGAGCUGGCCAAGUGCUUCAUCAAGACGCUGUUCGGCGUGCUCUACGAGGUGUACAGCUCAUCGGCCGGCCCCGCCGUCAGACACAAGUGCCUUAGAGCCAUCCUCCGCAUCAUCUACUUCGCCGACGCCGACCUGCUGAGGGACGUGCUGCGCAACCACGCCGUGUCCAGUCACAUCGCCUCGAUGCUGUCGAGUCAGGACCUGAAGAUUGUAGUGGGCUCCCUGCAGAUGGCAGAGAUCCUCAUGCAGAAACUUCCAGAUGUCUUCAGUGUCUACUUCAGAAGAGAAGGAGUGAUGCACCAGGUGAAGAACCUGGCUGAGUCAGAGGCGUUUCUUAGCAACCCCCCCAGGGCCUGCUCCAGCACCCCUCCCAGCCUGUGCACCACCACCAUCACCACGACGACCAGCAGCGCCAGCAGCAAUGCACAGCCGCCCGCCGAUCUGGGCUCCCCCAGCUUCCAGCACAGCAUGGACGACUCGCUGGACCUCAGCCCACAGGGGCGCUUGAGUGACGUGCUGAAGAGGAAGCGACUCCCCAAGCGAGGCCCCAGGAGGCCCAAGUACUCUCCCCCCAGAGACGACGACAAAGUUGACAAUCAGGCCAAGAGUCCGACCACCACUCAGUCACCCAAGUCGUCCUUCCUGGCCAACCUGAAUCCCAAGACAUGGGGCAAGUUGGGCGUCCAGACCAACAACUCCAGCUCUGAGCCCUCUCGCACAGCAGGGGUCAGUGGCUUGGCCCGACCCCCUGCCAAGGACUCGGUCUCCAACAACAGGGAUAAGAUUAAGGCCUGGAUCAAGGAGCAGGCCUGCAAGUUUGUGGAGCGCUACUUUAACUCUGAGAACGUGGACAGCACUAACCCUGCCCUGAAUGUACUACAGAGACUCUGCACUGCCACUGAGCAGCUUAGCCUUCAGGUGGAUGAAGGUGUAGAGUGCCUCGUGGAGAUCUCCGGCAUCGUGUCGGAGUCGGACGUGUCGUCGUUUGAGAUCCAGCACAGCGGCCUGGUCAAGCAGAUGCUGCUCUACCUGACCACCUGCGGAGACCGCAACGCCGUCAAUCGCGACCAGCGCAUCAAGAGGUUCCUGCACAUCUUCUGCGGAUGCCCGAUGCCAGGGCAGGAGUCUGUGGCCCGUUUGGACCCAGCGGAGAACCUGCCUCUCUUGGCACUGGUGCACAAGAUGAACAACUGCCUCAGCCAGAUGGAGCAGUUCCCCGUCAAGGUGCACGACUUCCCCUCCGGAAACGGCAACGGCAGCAGAGGUUCCCAGGCGCUGAAGUUUUUCAACACGCACCAGCUCAAGUGCCAGCUGCAGAGGCACCCGGACUGUACCAAUGUCAAGCAGUGGAAGGGGGGCCCGGUCAAGAUCGACCCCCUGGCGUUGGUGCAGGCCAUUGAGAGAUAUCUCGUGGUCAGAGGAUACGGACGAAUCAGGGAGGAGGACGAAGACAGUGACGACGAUGGAUCGGACGAUGAAAUCGACGAAUCACUGGCGGCCCAGUUCCUGAACUCGGGCAGUGUGCGCCACCGGCUGCAGUUCUACAUGGGCGAGACGCUGCUGCCCUACAACAUGACGGUGUACCAGGCCGUGCGGCAGUACAGCCUGCAGGCCGAGGAGGAGCGCGAGUCCACCGACGACGAGGCCAACCCGCUGGGCCGCGCCGGCAUCUGGACCAAAACACACACCAUCUGGUAUAAACCAGUGAGGGAGGAUGAGGAUGGCACUAAGGACACAGUGGGAGGCAAGAGAGGAAGAGCACAGACAGCUCCCACCAAAACCUCCCCACGCAACGCCAAGAAGCAGGACGAGCUGUGGCACGAUGGCGUGUGUCCCAGCAUCACCAACCCCUUGGAGACAUACCUCAUAUCGGAUCCUCCAGAUACCAUCACCUUCGAUGACCCCUCCCUGGAGGUCAUCCUGCUGCUGCGUGUCCUCCACUCCAUCAGCCGAUACUGGUUCUACCUUUACGAUAAUGGUGUGUGUAAGGAGAUGGUGCCCACUAGUGAGUUCAUCAACAGCAAGCUGACGGCCAAAGCCAACCGGCAGCUGCAGGACCCGCUGGUCAUCAUGACCGGAAACAUCCCCACCUGGCUCACCGAACUCGGCAAAACCUGCCCGUUCUUCUUCCCGUUCGACACGCGGCAGAUGCUGUUCUACGUGACAGCGUUCGACCGAGACCGCGCCAUGCAGCGCCUGCUGGACACCAACCCCGAGAUCAACCAGUCCGACUCCCAGGACAGCCGCGUCGCUCCGCGCCUGGACAGGAAGAAGCGGACGAUAAACCGUGAUGAGCUGCUGAAGCAGGCAGAGUCCCUGAUGCAGGACCUGGGCAGCUCCAGAGCCAUGCUGGAGAUUCAGUAUGAGAACGAGGUGGGCACCGGUCUGGGCCCCACGCUGGAGUUCUACGCUCUGGUGUCCCAGGAGCUGCAAAGAGCUGACCUGGGCCUGUGGAGAGGAGAGGAGGUCACCCUCAGCAACCCGAAAGGGAGUCAGGAGAGCACCAAGUACAUGUUCAGCUCCAGAGGGCUGUUUGCUGUGCCGUUCGGCCGCACCACCAAGCCUGCUCACAUCGCCAAGAUCAAGAUGAAGUUCCGCUUCCUGGGCAAGCUCAUGGCCAAGGCCAUCAUGGACUUCAGACUGCUGGACCUACCGCUGGGUCUUCCCUUCUACAAAUGGAUGCUGCGGCACGAGUCGUCCAUCAGCUCCCACGACCUGGUCAACAUCGACCCGAGCGUGGCCAAGUCCAUACAGCACCUGGAGGACAUCAUCCGCCAGAAGAAGAGACUGGAACAGGACCGCUCCCAUACGAGGGAGACGCUGCAGCAGGCGCUGGAGAGUCUGAACAUGAACGGCUGCUCGGUGGAGGACCUGGGCCUGGACUUCACCCUGCCCGGCUUCCCCAACAUCGAGCUCAAGAAGGGGGGCAAGGACGUGCCCGUCACCAUCCACAACCUGGAGGAGUACCUAAGGUUGGUGGUGUACUGGACUCUAAACGAGGGUGUGUCACGGCAGUUUGAGUCGUUCAGGGAAGGCUUUGAGUCAGUCUUCCCUCUGCAUCACCUGCAGUACUUCUACCCAGAGGAGCUGGACCAGCUGCUCUGUGGCAGUAAGUCCGAGACCUGGGAUGUGAAGACUCUUAUGGAGUGCUGUCGGCCAGACCAUGGUUACACACACGACAGCCGGGCAGUGCGGUUCCUGUUUGAGGUGCUCAGUAGCUUUGAUGCGGAGCAGCAGAGACUCUUCCUGCAGUUCGUCACAGGAAGCCCCAGACUGCCCGUCGGAGGUUUCCGGAGCCUGAACCCUCCACUGACCAUCGUGCGGAAGACGUUCGAGUCGACGGAGAAUCCGGACGACUUUCUGCCGUCGGUCAUGACGUGCGUGAACUACCUGAAGCUGCCCGACUACUCCAGCAUCCAGAUCAUGCGCGAGAAACUGUUGAUCGCGGCUCGAGAGGGCCAGCAGUCCUUCCAUCUCUCCUGAUGUUACUACCGCCUCUUUUCGCCACCUCCCCUCCCUCCCUCCCUCCUUCGCUCCAUCCCUCCCUCGCUCCUCUCCUCCCCUUCUUUCGUCUUUCAUUCAGAAUGCCUUCUCCCCCGCUCCCCCUCAACUCACAGAGAAAUCAUGACUUCCGCCUAGGAGUUUUGUCAUCUGACCGACUUUUUUUUUUUUUAAUAAUUAUUAUUAUUCUUUUCUGGCUUUCGUUUUUUGUUACAUUUCUUAUGUUUUAAUCCUGUUAAUUUUUUUUGGUCUGGCCCUGUGGGAAGGUGCUGCUCUGUUGUAUCCUUCCUAAUCCAAAAAAAAUGAAAAUAAAAAAAAUAGAGGAUUAAAAAAAAAAAAAAAAACUGCAAAAUUAGCUUGCAGACGCGAGAGACGAGAGAGGGAUGGAAAACUACAGAGAGAAGGAAAAAUCCAGAGACUCCCGCUGCACUCUCUUUUCUCUCUCUCUCUUUCUCUCUCUCUUCCUCUCAUUCACCCUCCCCAAUGUACACAACCUAUGACUUAAAAACGAGAAAAGGAAAAAAAAAAAAAUGUUAAAAAAAAAAUAUCAGUAGUUGAGUAAUGUGUUUUAAAAAAAAAAAAAAACUUACUAAGAUGGAGGGGGCGGGGCGUGGGGAUACACCUGGCUGACAUGAUAAACCUGCACCGCUGUGUCAUAUUCAAAAUAGACAAAAAAACGAGUGGGGGAAAAAAAAGGGAUUUUUAUCUCUCCUGACACUCUGGCAUGGUGACGCCAUCACUGUGUGUGUGUGUGUGUGUGUAUGUGUGUGUAUGUGCAAGGGUGUGUGUGUGUGUGUGUGUGUGCUUGGGGGGUGGGUGGUGGUCGUGAAGGAAGGGGUCUCAUUAAGCAGGCUAGGUUCACUUAGAGCUCCAAAGAUCAUUUGUACAGACAAGGUAAAAAAAAAAAAGAAAAAAAAGUUGCAGAUUUUGCUCAACACACAUUUAAUAGGGUUAGCUGUGUGUGUGUGUGUGUGUGUGUGUGUGCGUGUCUUUCUUUCUUUCUUUCUUUCUUUCUUUCUGUCUACUCCCUCCCUCUCUCUUCUCCGUCAGAUCCUCCAUUCCUAUCUGUCUCUCCUGUGAUAUAGCCUCGCCCCCCCAUCCCUCCCCCCAAACCAUACACACACACACACCCCAUCUCCACCCUGUGUGUUUUGCUUUUUUUCCCCUAGUUCAGCUUCAGUUUAUUGUAAUUAUAAUAAUUAUUAUUUUCUCUUUCUCCAUCUCUCUCCUUGUGUGUUGAAUUAUUUUUUCCCCCAUUAUUAUUAACUGUUUCUGGCAGAUUUCCUGAAGAUGUGUGCAAGUUGCAGUUGGUUGAAUGCGAGUAGUGACAUUAAAAAAGAAAGAAGCAUAGUGUCUAUCACUAUUAUUAUAAUUAUUAUUAUUGUUGUUGUUAUUUGAUUGUUUUUGUUUUUUACCCGAGUUGAAAUGAUGUUCUGGCCUACAGUUACAACCCCCCUCCCCCCCCCCCCCCCCCCCCCACACACACACACCUCCCCCAUUUCCAGCACCGUACCUCGUGCGGCACGACGGGGAAGGGAGGACUAAGGGGACGAAGGAGUCAUUUAGAGAUAGAAAAAGAAAGUUCUUUUGGCACAUGCUUUGUUAAAAGUAGCAUGCGCUUGCUGGAAACAUGGGGGACUACUUUGAUUUCAAAAUUAAAUAACAAAGAUAGAAGCCACAGACUUUGUGCACACGUCUGCGCGUCUGUGACGGAGGUGUCGGGUCCGGCCGACGCGGUCUCGGCUGCCCGGUGCCGGCCGCCUCCCUUUGCGAUCCCGUUUUAAAAAGCAGCGCACAUGAGCAUGGAGAGGAAGGAAAAGGAGGGAGAAAAUGGCUGGUCUCAUUUUGUUGUAUAACGGCCAGAUAGCAUUUCAGAAAACAAAAGAAAAUGAACCAGAAUUUAAAAAAAGGAAAAAAAAAAAAAGUUAACAGAAUAAAGUUUAUAUGCAGAUCUACGCCCCGGUUUAGUGGCGCAGGAUUCUGCUUUACAUUUUUUUUCUUUUUUUUUUUUUAAUUUUCUAUUUUUUUUCUGUUCUGUUCAUUUGUUUUUUGUCCUUUUCAUCUUUUUUCUUUCUCGCUGUAGUUCUUUUUUUUUUUUCUUUUGCACUGCUGGCUUGGAACAAACCGUGGUGUGCACUGCAGUCAGUGGCCAGGAGGUGGCAGCAGCGCGCAGCUCUCCUGCGCCCCAUCGUUCAUGUGCUGGUUUUUAAGAUCUGCAAUAAUUUACUGCAUCAGGUUCGUGUUUUUACCUGAACUUAAAUAAAGUAACUGUUUGACUCA
Sardina pilchardus (European sardine) is the source of this 9236-nucleotide messenger RNA. RefSeq names its product thyroid hormone receptor interactor 12 (gene trip12). The record is from RefSeq and is a predicted model, not a curated record. Gene Ontology annotation, biological process: DNA damage response; proteasome-mediated ubiquitin-dependent protein catabolic process; protein polyubiquitination. The transcript is spliced from 44 exons. Lineage: Eukaryota; Metazoa; Chordata; Actinopteri; Clupeiformes; Clupeidae. Gene Ontology annotation, molecular function: zinc ion binding; ubiquitin protein ligase activity. The coding region runs from base 318 to 6938 and encodes 2206 amino acids. Gene Ontology annotation, cellular component: nuclear speck.